Wyeomyia smithii (pitcher-plant mosquito) is the source of this 2232-nucleotide messenger RNA. RefSeq lists its product as uncharacterized. The coding region runs from base 1 to 2232 and encodes 743 amino acids. The transcript has 3 exons. The record is from RefSeq and is a predicted model, not a curated record. Lineage: Eukaryota; Metazoa; Arthropoda; Insecta; Diptera; Culicidae.
AUGGAUCGUCAUCAACGUUGCUUGAAGAAGAGAUCGCGACACAGUUGGAUCAGCAGACAAGAGAAGACCUCCAAGCGGUUGAGCGUGAAGAUAUCCGGGGUUGGUAAGCAGAAACUAUUCCAGCUGGGCAACGUACAGACCGAACGGGAGCUGGGGCUUCCCAGUCAAACGCUGAAUUACGAAGAACUGUCGAGUACCUUUCCGCAUCUGCAAGGACUUCCCGUUGCUAGUUAUACCAAUGCCAAACCAGGCAUGAUUAUCGGUCUUGAGCACGUGAAGCUGCUCACUAGUUUAAAAAUUCGCGAGGGCAGCUGCAGCGAACCGGUGGCCACUAAAACUAGGUUGGGGUGGUGCGUGUAUGGGAGAAAUUCCGGGGACAGAGGGUCCAUGGAACAGCUUCACCUGCAUGCUCGAGUUAGUAUGAGCAAUAGCGACUUGCAUGACUCGAUGCGAAAGUUUUUCGCCGUUGAAGAUGCCGUAGUGACAAAACAGAUUGAAGCCGAGGAAGACAAGCGGGCACGCAGUAUUCUGGAGGCAACCACGGUGCGGAAAGAAGCCCGUAUGGAAGCGGGAUUAUUAUGGCGUAUAGAUAACGUAAAAUUUCCGGAUAGUUUUCCGAUGGCGGUAAGCAGGUUGAAAGGUCUGGAAAAACGGUUGGCUAAAGAUCCUGAGCUUCGCAGGAAAGUGAAUGAGCAGAUAGAGAGCUACGAGAAGAAGCAGUACGUCCGUAAGGUGUCACCGGAGGAACUUAAGCAAGUGAACCCCGAGCGUGUGUGGUACUUGCCGUUAGGAGUGGUAACGAAUCCCAGGAAGCCAAACAAAAUUCGGAUGGUGUGGGAUGCUGCUGCCAAGGCUAAUGGUGUCUCAUUCAACGACAUGCUGCUAAAGGGUCCGGAUCUACUGGUUUCGCUUGUGGAGGUGUUGCUGCGGUUUAGGGAAGGCAAGAUCGCAGUGUGCUCAGAUAUCCGAGAAAUGUUCUUGAGGAUUCUGAUUCGUGAGGAGGAUAAGUGGACCCAAUGUUUUCUAUGGCGCGCCAGUCCGGAAGAUGAAGUGCAAAUUUUUGUUAUUAACGUCGCCAUGUUUGGGGCAACUAGUUCUCCCUGCACAGCACAGUUCGUAAAGAACAAAAACGCACUUGAUUACGCAGAACUUUACCCCAAAGCGGUAGAUGCGAUUAUUAGGAACCACUACGUCGAUGACUUUCUCAGCAGUGUCAGUUCUGUGGAGGAAGCCGUACAGCUCGUCCGGCAAGUGCAGCUAAUACACGCAGCCGGUGGAUUCGAGUUCGGAAAAAUUCUAUCCAGCUCACAGGAGGUGCUCGAUCUACUCGGGGAGACUGGUACGUCUGACAGCAAGUCACUCAAUUUAGAGAAGGAACGGGUCUACGAGCGAGUCUUGGGCGUGGUAUGGGUUCCCAGGGCGGAUCACUUCACGUUCGACCGAACAGGGCUGGAAGGAAUUUUAGAAGGCGGAAUGAUUCCAAUGAAGCGCCAAGUUUUACGCACAGUUAUGAAAUUAUAUGAUCCGCUGGGAUUCGUAGCGCACUUUGUAGUGCAAGGAAAUAUAUUGAUGCAAGAAAUCUGGCGAACGGGUACUAACUGGGACGAGCCCAUAUCAGAGUCUUUGCACAACCUGUGGAGUAGGUGGAUCGAGGUGUACCUGACGAUCAGCGAGGUGAGGGUUCCCCGAUGCUUUCUUGGUCAUCUUUUGCCGGAGGAAAUCGACGAAAUCGAACUUCAUGUGUUUACGGACGCGAGCGUAGCGUCCUUUGCUUGUGUGGCCUAUCUGAGGAUGUCGUAUAGCGGAGGCAGCUGGUGUUCGCUGGUUGCAGCAAAGACAAAAGUUGCGCCACUUCAGGCGCUCUCAAUCCCCCGCUUGGAGCUUGAGGCUGCCAUGAUGGGAUCACGCUUGUUGCAGAAAAAUUCGUACGGCACUUACCCUCAACAUUCGAAGACACUUCCUGUGGACGGAUUCAGCUACAGUGCUCGCAUGGCUCCGCUCAGACACGUGGACGAAUGGCGCUAUGUGCCAUCGAAGCUCAAUGUUGCGGACGACGCCACAAAGUGGAACUCGGGACCCUCAUUUGACCCAGAAAACCGUUGGUACCAAGGACCACCGUUUCUACGAAACCCAAAAGAGCAGUGGCCUGGGCAGUCAGUAGUGGAGGAUGAAGCGGAUGUAGCAUGCGAAGAACUACGUUUAGUAGGCGUACAUCAAGCGGCCGAGGAAUAA